This is a messenger RNA of Balaenoptera ricei (Rice's whale), 2084 nucleotides long. RefSeq names its product ras-related protein Rap-2a-like. The transcript has a single exon. Lineage: Eukaryota; Metazoa; Chordata; Mammalia; Artiodactyla; Balaenopteridae. Gene Ontology annotation, cellular component: plasma membrane. Gene Ontology annotation, biological process: negative regulation of cell migration; Rap protein signal transduction. Gene Ontology annotation, molecular function: GDP binding; GTPase activity; GTP binding. Bases 848 to 1450 code for a protein of 200 amino acids. The record is from RefSeq and is a predicted model, not a curated record.
UUAUCAAGUUCCCCUGUGCUCUGCUCAGUGACAAGAGGGCGCUGGCGGGGGCCAGAGUGAAGGCAGGGGCACGAGGGGCACAGAAUGGGUGCCAGGAGCGAGUAACUCGGGACCCUCGGUUGAAGCUCCCUCACCGGUUCCCCCUUCCGUGGGGUCCUCCCGGCCAGGAGAGGGGCCCCGGCGGCGCAGCCCCACCAGGCCUGACCUUGAGCGAGGCCAGUCUGGCUUCCGGCCACGAGACUGGAUCUGAAAUGGUGGAGAAAUGCUGGUAUUUCCCGGCUGACGUGGAAGGGAUCAGGUUACCUUCUGGUCCCGCGGGCGGAGCGGGCUCUCCUAGGAACCGGUGGCAGGGAGCAGGGAGUGAGGGAGGGGCCCCAGCCGGCAGGCCGACGGGGUACUGGGGAAAGGCGGAGAGCGGCCUGGCAGCUCGGGACCGACUGGAGAGGGAGGCCGGGACGUGGAGCUGGUGGGUGGGAGGCCGGCGCCAGACCGCCCGGGCCGGGGGCGGGGCAGACGCUGCGCCGGGCGCUGGAACCAGGGGCCGGAGAGGGGGGCGCGGGGCCCCGUCCCGGAGGCGGGGCGGGUGACCUCUGAGCCGCAGGGAGCAGAUCGGGGCCGGGCGAGGGCAGGUCUGGGCGCGACGGAGGACGCCCACCCCGGCCCCGACGCCGGAGCCAGCGCGCCAGGCCCCCCGGGGUCCCCACCCCUCCGCUCUCGUCCCCGCCCCUCUCCCCCCUGCUUCUCCCUCCCCGCCCCUGCCCCCACGCCCCCCGCGGCCCCGGCGGCCGGGCCCCCGCCUCCGCGCGCCAUUCCUCCGGCUGCGCGUCCCGCCGGCCGCGCCUGGGCCAUGGCGGGCCUGGGGCCGCGACCCGCCAAGGGCUACCGGGUGGUGCUGCUCGGCAGCGUGGCCGUGGGCAAGACGGCGCUCGCCACGCAGUUCGCCUGCGGCAGCUUCCCCGAGCAGUGUGAGCCGUCGGUGGAGGAGCUCUUCAGCAAGGUGAUCGAGGUGAACGCGGCGCCCGCCCUGCUGGAGAUCGUGGACACGGUGGGCGCCGAGCACCUGGUCACCCUCAAGGACCUGUACAUCAAGAACAGCGACGGCUUCGUGGUGCUCUACAGCGUGUGCAGCGAGGCCUCGUUCGAGGCGGUGCGGCCGCUGCGGGAGCGCAUGGGCCGGCUGCGGGGGCCCAAGGCCGUGCCGCUGGUGCUCGUGGGCACCAAGGCCGACCUGGACGCCCAGCGCCAGGUGCUGACGGCGCGGGGCCGCGCGCUGGCCCGCGAGUGGCGGUGCCCGUUCCUGGAGGUCACGGCCAAGAGCAAACUCAUGGUGGACCAGGUGUUCACGCAGGUGGUGCGCGAGAUGGAGGCCCUGGCCCCGCCCGAGGAAGAGGUUCCGGCCAUCCCCACCAACGCGCAGGAGACGUGGCCAUCGGAAAGGUUCAUCGGCUGAUGUGCAAACGGUUCAUGAUUCCUGUAUUCAUCGCUUUUCUUGAUUUCUGAAGCUCACUUUACUCCUCUGCCUUUUCGAAGAAAGUUAUCCAGCUGUAAACAAGUGGUUGCUUCUAUAUAUUGACUCAGAUCGGUGCUUCAGACUGUCCAGAGCUUCUUAAAUAUUUUGUCGAAAACUUUGUUUACCUCUGACAGUACUGGAAGAAGAAAUUAAAAAUCGAUUUUUUUUUUCUUGUAUGGAGAGAGUAUUACCCUUUUCUUCGAGUGGGAUUUGUUGCAGGAUUCUUUUUUUUUUUUUUUUGGUCAUAAUUAACACCUUCAAAUGUCAUCUGACAUUUGACAUUGAUUGAGGAACAUGACCUAAAUCGAAGCUUUCCAAUCCAUGAGGCUUUCAUGUGUUCCCCUCUCAAUACAGCCUUGAAUUGCAGUAGUAAUAUUUUCCUCUCUGCGUAUUUCUAAAUAUAGUUAUGACAUACAUAGCAUUGGUUUGAAAGGGAUAUUGUAUACCCUGGGAGGGGAAAAAUCAACUGUGUACUCAGGCAGAGAUAGUUCAGCUCUGCCUUCAGUUUUGUAAUUGACAUCUAGUCGAUUUCUGCAUCUGUAAAUUAAGUGAAAAUAAAAUGACUCUAGAAGUU